Messenger RNA from Eutrema salsugineum, 690 nucleotides. Its product is annotated as cyclin-B1-2. Lineage: Eukaryota; Viridiplantae; Streptophyta; Magnoliopsida; Brassicales; Brassicaceae. Gene Ontology annotation, cellular component: nucleus; cytoplasm. The record is from RefSeq and is a predicted model, not a curated record. Gene Ontology annotation, biological process: proteasome assembly. The coding region runs from base 104 to 529 and encodes 141 amino acids. The transcript has 4 exons.
CUCAGUCGGAUUGCUUUGCUUGCUUGCUCUGAAAGUCGGGCGAGGAAGAGAAACCAGAGCGAAACAUAGAAGCGAGGAAGAGAAGAACAACUUAAGAAGAAAAAUGGAGUCUCCGAAGAAGAUAGCUCACGAGAUCGGUGGUGUCAAGAACGACGCUCUUCGAUUUGGUCUCCACGGCGUUAAGAGCGAUAUCGUCGGAUCUCACCCACUCGAAUCGUCUUACGAAUCUCAAAAGAAAUCGCAAGAGGCCACGAAGAAGACGAUCAUUGCGCAUACCUACGGUGCUGCACUUCCAUUGAAGAUGGAUAUGGACAGGCAAAUUCUCUCACGGUUUCAGAGACCUCCUGGACCAAUUCCAUCCUCAAUGCUCGGUUUAGAAGUCUACACAGGAGCCGUGGAUAGCUUUGGUUUUGAGGAUUACUUGAAUGAUCCUCGUGACUCGGAGACAUUCAAGCCGGUAGACUUCCACCACGGGAUGGAAGUUCGUCUUGGCAUCUCAAAGGGUCCGGUUGCCCCAAGUUUCAUGUAAUGCCCUCAAAAAUGUUGGUUUUUAAUUGGUUGUUCACUUGUUCUGUCUUAUCAGCUUUUGAAUGAUAUGAAUCAAGUGAGAUCUUGUACGAAUUUAUUUCGACGUUAGUGCUCUAUUCUCGCUUGACCUAACUCUUUUAAGUUUGAAAUCAGAUGAGACAG